Molecule: messenger RNA, 2028 nt
Organism: Rubroshorea leprosula
Lineage: Eukaryota; Viridiplantae; Streptophyta; Magnoliopsida; Malvales; Dipterocarpaceae
Source: the annotation of a GenBank genome assembly
AAUUGGUGAAUUCUUGUUUUGCCGCCGAAUUUCAACUGCUUCAAGUGGGUCAUUUCGGUUCUGUCACAUCAGUUAUGCGCCAUCUUUGUAGCCAUGCGAUGGGAAGCUUCGUGGAUUGUUCCAAAACAGCAGAAGAACAACCGUACUCGGAAACUGAUCCCUCUCCUUACUCUCGAGUGAAUUGCUUCUAUUUAAAUUUCCUGAGUAUUUCAGUCUUUAUUUAUCAAAGACCUUUCGUUCUUAGCUUUCAUUUUUCUGUUUAUCCUGCUUGCUCUUCAAGUUUUAUCAGCAGGAAAGAUCCUUGACAGAUGGGGGAGAAAUUACUUUUGGUUAUGUGUUUAUGCUCUUGUAUCUGCUGCUUGGCUGCUGCUUCUUCAUCUGAUGGUUUAGUGAGACUCAGCUUGAAAAAACGGCGCUUAGAUCUUAACAGGAUAGUUGCUACUAGAAUCAAAGAGAACAUUAAGGAAACGUUGACUGCACUUGAUGAUGAUGGAGUGCAAAGCGUAGUCUCCCUGAAGAACUAUUUUGAUGUUCAGUAUUAUGGAGAAAUUGGAAUUGGUUCACCUCCACAAAAGUUCUCUGUAGUCUUUGACACUGGCAGUUCUAACCUCUGGGUUCCGUCUUCACAUUGUUAUUUUUCUCUGCCUUGCAUUGUCCAUACUAGUUACAACUCUAGCCAGUCCAGCACAUACUUGGAGAUUGGGAAACCUUGCAAAAUUCAUUAUGGUUCUGGAACAAUUUUGGGCUUCCUCAGUGGAGAUAAUGUUGAGAUAGGGGAUCUUGUUGUCAAAAAUCAAAUAUUUGUGGAGGCCACAAAAGAAGGAAGCCUUAUGCUCGCCUUGGCAAAAUUUGAUGGCGUACUUGGAUUAGGGUUUCAGGAUUAUUCUGUUGGGAAUGUGGUGCCACUAUGGCACAGUAUGGUCCAACAAGGUCUAGUUGUUGAGAAAAUGUUCUCUUUCUGGUUCAACAAAGAUCCAACAUACAUUGAGGGAGGUGAAAUUGUCUUUGGUGGUCUUGAUCAGAAGCACUUCAAGGGAGAGCAUACUUAUGUUCCAGUCACUCCGAAUGGUCACUGGCAGAUUGAAGUUCAAGAGUUUUUAAUUAAAAACAAUUCCACAGGUUUUUGUGCUGCUGGAUGUUCCGCUAUUGUGGAUUCUGGCACUGCCUUCAUAGCUGGUCCUACGGCUAUUGUGACUGAAAUUAACCGCGCUAUAGGAGCAAAAGGAUUUAUGAAUAUGGAAUGUAGAAAAGUAGUAACUCAGUAUUGGGAUCUGAUGUGGGAACUCUUCGUAUCAGGGCUACAGCCUAACAAAUUCUGUUCCUCUAUUGGCAUGUGUCCUACUUACAAUGGCACUAAGCAAGAAAGGCCUAGAAAUACUAUUAAAAUGGUGGUGGGAAAGAAGAAAGAAUUGGGUACAGCAGUCAGCGAGAACCUUGUAUGCAUGGCCUGUGAGUUAACUGUUACAUGGAUCCGAGCUGGUCUUAAACAUAAUAAGACGAAACAAAAAGUACUUGAAUAUGUGCAAAAGUUGUGUGACAACCUGCCAAAUCCACUAAGUGAACUGCAGCAAAUUGAUUGUGGCCAAAUGAGAAACAUGCCAUCUGUUUCAUUUGUCAUGGGGAAUAAAACCUUCCAUCUCACUCCUGAGCAGUACGUUCUCAAAGUGGAACAAGACCAUUCUACCUUCUGCAUCAGCGGUUUUAUUCCUUUAGAUGUUUCUCCUCCCCAAGGCCCCCUCUGGAUUUUUGGGGAAAUCUUCAUGGAAGCAUAUCACACAGUGUUCGAUUUUGGUAACCUUCGAGUAGGAUUUGCAGAAGCUGCUUGCUGAGUGUUAAUAAUGAAUGAUCCAGUCGCCACAAGUGGAGUAAUAAUGACUGGUAUGACGAAAAUGGAGGAUGGCUGGUAUAUGUUGUAGCAGUCCUCAUCCUCAUGGGUCAUGGCCAUGUAUCCAAGUUCUUGUACUUAUGUUUUCAUUUACUUGUAUCAGAGAACAUGUAAUCAUCUGAAAUUAAAGGAAAAUUUGAAAA